GGGCGGGGCCCGGGGGCGGUGACGUCAUCACCCCGCGACUCCAGCCCAUGUGCCCAGUUCCUGGAUAGUAAUUGCUGAAGAGGUCGGGUUUGGAACGAUAACGGGGCCGCGCUCCCUGGAUUCACAGAAGACGGAUCACAAUGGGGACAGAGGAGAAAAAGAAGAAGAAAGGGAAUGAGAAGAGAAGACACCACGGGGCCGAGGGGAAGAAUUUGGGGUCCGCUGGAGAGGGGGAGGGGCCGCCAAAGAAACACAAGAAAGCAGAUAAAGGGCGUCCGUCACAACCCGCCGUCCCGUCCGCAGAGAAGAGCAAGAAAAGCCCGCCUGAAAAUCCCCUCCCGCGCCUGGACCCGAAGUCGGUGGGAUAUUUCCGCAGAGUGGGGGAGACUCUUCAGCAAGGCUUCGGCUCUGAUGAAGACAGGGGUCUGUUUGUCCGGAACGUCUUUAACGAGGUGGCGGGUAACGAGUUGGCUCUGGCCACGGACAUGUCCGGCAGUCUCGUCCUGCAGAAGCUGCUCGCGGUGGCCACUUCCUCCCAGCUCUGCCAUCUCCUGAAGGUCCUCAGCGGGCAUUGGCAGGAGGUGUGCUGGCACCGCAGCGGGGCGCAUGUCAUGCAGACGGCACUGCUUCAGUAUCCUCGUUUUCAGAGCCAGGAGAAGACGGAGGAGGAGGAGGAAGAGGAGGAGGAGGGAGAUCCUUGCCCCGAUCUGGAGGACCUGAUAUUGAUUCUGUGCUCCGAAGUGAAAGAGAAGUUUCUGCUGUACAAUCAGGACACACAUGGCAGUUUCAUCGUACGGACUUUGUUCCAGGUGCUUAGCGGGACCGUCCUGAACCUGGAGACCAAUAAGAAGGGAGCAUCGGGACUGACCGUGAGUUCUGAAUUUGAUGUUCCGGACACUUUUCUGAAGCAGCUGCAGAAGCUGAGUGGAUUGUUUUGUGAAAACAUUGGAGUAUUUGCCACCAAUAAAGUCGCAAGUCUGGGGAUGCAGGUCGCCUUGCAGGUUCUGCACAGGAAGUCGCCAUCUAUGUGCGCUGCGCUGUGUGAUGAUGUCCUUAAGUACCUCUCCUCUAGAAGCGUCUCUGCCGACAGCAGCUCCCUCCUGGUAUUCUUGAAGGAUGAGACCAGCAGCCGUCUUCUGGAGAGAAUCCUGGAAGUCAGUGACAAGAAACAACUCCGCCGUCUUUACAACAACCACUUCCAGGGCCAACUGCAGGCGUUGUGCGCCCACCCCAUCGCCAACUAUACCGUGCAGAGGCUGAUCCGGGCCGCCCAGACCAAGAAGCUGUUCUCCACACUGUUCGAUGAGCUGUCUCCGGCAAUGGAGGAUAUAUUGGCCAAAGGUCACAUGGGCCUCAUCACCAGCCUGGCGGAAACCUGCAAGAAGCUUUCCUGCCGGCAGGCGGAGCUGGUGACCCAUCUCAUGGAGGCCUUCCAUUGUGCAGAGCCAGCCUCCCGCCGCGUCACCUGCAUCCCGCUCUUCCUCUCCCUGCUGACCUAUGAGAUUUAUUAUAAGACCGGGGAGGAGGAGGAGACACUAUCAGAGCACACGGAUAACGUGGAAGCCAAGCUGGAGUCGGUGAACUAUCACGGCUCUGUACUGCUCCAGCACCUCCUGCACUUUGAAGACCCUUUACCGGCUCUGCAGAGUCUGGGGAACAUGACGGAGGACGACCUUCGUACGGUGGCUUGCAGCCAGGCGGGCAGCCAUGUGUUCGAUGCCCUGCUCACCAGCAACACGAUAACAGAGAAACAAAGGAAGAGGGUUUUAAGGAAAUUGAGGGUUCACUCUGUGGAUUUGGCGCGCAACAGAUAUGGAAGCCGAGUGCUGGACCGCAUCUGGAACGCUUCCACCAUGGGGGUUAAAGAGGAGAUCGCACAGAAGCUGGUUGAGCAGCUCCGCGAGCUGCAGAAUGACCCAAUCGGACACCACAUCGCCCGGAACUUCGCCCUGGCACACUUUGUGAAGCGGAGGAAAGACUGGGAGGGGCAUCAGCAGGCGGAGAACAAACGGCGUAAGAUGUUUGCAGACAUCCUGGCGGACUAAUUGGGGGGGGUCCUGUUGUCACCCACAUUUUCUGUUGCUCCCUGUUUUUAUCUCUUACAAUGUAAUGACUGUUCCUACCGGGAACGUUCACAGUCGGCUCCAUCCAAAGUUGAUAGUUUUGUACCGUUGAUGACAGAUUCAAUCAGCCGCUUCCUUCCUUCUUGUUAAUCUCUCCGCAGUAGGAUUAUUUCUUAUUGUGACCAAUGGAUAAGAAGUGUUAUAAAGCUAAAUAUCUGCAGAGGGUGACACCAUCAUGGUCCUGGGGGGUGGAGACACUACUGCAGGCACGCUGGUGGAAACGCUGAGAGAAAUGAGGCAGUGGAUUAUUUAACCCUUCCCAAACUGACAUUGCAGAAGAUCAGCAGCACUGAGAUGUAACAAAGGAGGAAAAUAGAAAAAGGUUGAAACGU
Rana temporaria (common frog) is the source of this 2455-nucleotide messenger RNA. It is a transcript of the gene NOP9, whose product is annotated as NOP9 nucleolar protein. Gene Ontology annotation, biological process: endonucleolytic cleavage to generate mature 5'-end of SSU-rRNA from (SSU-rRNA, 5.8S rRNA, LSU-rRNA); endonucleolytic cleavage in ITS1 to separate SSU-rRNA from 5.8S rRNA and LSU-rRNA from tricistronic rRNA transcript (SSU-rRNA, 5.8S rRNA, LSU-rRNA); ribosomal small subunit export from nucleus. Lineage: Eukaryota; Metazoa; Chordata; Amphibia; Anura; Ranidae. Gene Ontology annotation, molecular function: RNA binding. The record is from RefSeq and is a predicted model, not a curated record. Bases 141 to 2045 code for a protein of 634 amino acids. Gene Ontology annotation, cellular component: preribosome, small subunit precursor; nucleolus; 90S preribosome. The transcript is spliced from 11 exons.